AUUGUAUCGUUUCUGUCGAGCGCUGCACAUCACUAGCGGGAAGAGCGCAGAAAAAGCAGCAAAGAAAAAGUCUUUUCUUUUCACGGUAAAAGAAAACGGUGGCGAUUUUGGCCUGCCUUCGCAAACUAAAUCGAGCCGGAAAAGUGCAUCCGGUCGAGCUGUCCGGGAAGCAGUUGCGUUCGCGAGUGCGUGUUGCUAGCGGAGCCCUCACGCCCCGAAGCUGUGCAGAAAACAUAUCCGCCGAUCUGUCGAGGCCCAGCGAGACGACGACCGCGUCAUCUUAAUGGCCGAUUGAGCAAAACCGUGCGCGUAUUCUCCCGUGUGUGUCGAGAGCAGAGCCCUUUGCCGUGGUGUACGUGAAUGCGUGCUUCCGGUACCAUCUUUGUCCAUCCGUCUUUACGACCCUGUGUGUGCGGCAGGCACGCACGGCCACGGUCAAACGGUACACCACCCAGUCCGCUGCUGCUGUUGCCGCUGCUCAUCCCGUCCCCGAUCCAUCCGGGAGUGUGUGGGGAGGACAGUGUGGUGGUUGCGCCCGCUCCGAGAAGGAAGAAGGAAAAGUGCAACGGCGGUACGUUGUCCGUGGUGCGAGGAAAACGUACGCGAAAAUACACACAAGGGCGGGGUGGCGAAAUCCGCACCGUAUUCGACCGACUCCAGUGUGUCGUCGUGAGGCGAGGAUGAUUCUCAGUUGCGCGACGCAAGUGAGAUGAAAAGUGUGCAAAAGUGAACGUGAAUUUGUCGCGGAGGGAGUGAGGGGUAGCGAGAAGGAAUCGUCUUACAGGCUGCGGCUGCUCGGAUGAUGGUGGUGUCGAAUUAAACUCCCGAAACAAGUGCAUUCAAGUUGGCGGAAGCAAAAUUUUUCGUUGGUUAUCGUUUACGUUAUCGCGUUCAGCCUGCGCAUUUGAUGAGCCUUCUCCAUCGGAGCACUCCCGUUCACUGGGUACGGUAGCACUGAACCACACGUAAACGGCGGCCCGUAGACGACCGGAGGUGUAUACAACAUAGGCUGACGGAGCCGGAUCGACACACACACACGUACACAUACACACAGGAUACGAAUUUUCUCAAUCCCCUCAGCCCCUAAGCAACGUCGCUUCGCUGGCCCGGAAGAUUUGCACGCUGGCCGUGUUCUUCGACGUCGAUCGGCGGAAGUGAAGUAGAACGAGCGCGUGUCGUGUCACCCUGUGCAUGUGUAUGUGUGUGCGCGCGUUUGAGUUUAUCUGUGGUGCGGAGUGGUGCCUCCAAAACGUGUGAUCCUCCGAGGUUUGCGAAGCUUCCCACUCGUCUCGUACACACAUCACAUCGUCACCCCACCAACUUGCACAACCCGGGGGGGCGCAAGAGAAGACACCGCGGAGAUCAACCAGCAGCAGCGAGGGGCAGGGUGUGUGGUGGAUAGCGGUGGUAUUUUGUGAUAAUUGAAUUAGUGCAAUAAUAUACGGCGCAGUCAGGAAGAAAGGCCGACCGGCGCGGGCACUGUAAGGCAUCAUAUGUCAGCAUAGCACGUGCUCACGGAAACUCGCGGAACAGUGUGACGGUACAGAGUGUGUGUGUGUGGGUGUGCGUGUAGUAGCAACACGGUAAGGAGAAAAUCAAAAGUGAAUCCUCGCUAGUGCGAACACCCGCCUCCCCUGGCGGUAGGCAAAUAGUGGUGUGUGUGUGUGUGAUCAUACAUAGCUUAAGCGGGGCCCAGGUUUGUUGCGAUCGGGGAUAGCGGCUUGUUGCGACAGGAUUCGAAACAGCUAGGAGCAGACCCCGACACUCACCGCCCACUGUUCGGCAACCAUUCUGCAAUAAUAAAUACAACAAGAAAACAAAACACGAGAGGAUAACGGAAGCCACCGGAAGCGCCUGCAUCCAAUCCCGCCAGCAUGGAGUGCUGCCUGUCCGAGGAAGCCAAAGAGCAAAAGCGCAUCAAUCAGGAGAUUGAGCGGCAGCUGCGACGAGACAAACGAGAUGCGAGGCGAGAGCUGAAACUGUUACUGCUGGGUACUGGUGAAUCGGGUAAAUCAACAUUCAUCAAGCAGAUGCGUAUUAUUCACGGCAGCGGCUACUCGGACGAGGACAAGCGGGGCUUCAUCAAACUAGUAUACCAAAACAUUUUCAUGGCGAUGCAGUCAAUGAUACGAGCGAUGGAUCUGCUGAAGAUACUGUACAGUGAUCCGGCAAAUAUCGAGCAUGCCGAGCUAAUACGAAGCGUAGACUUCGAGACAGUGACCACAUUCGAACCGCCAUACGUUCAAGCAAUCAAAGACUUAUGGGCCGAUGCGGGCAUCCAGGAAUGCUACGACCGAAGGAGAGAGUAUCAGCUAACAGAUUCCGCCAAAUACUACUUAAGCGAUUUGGCACGUAUCGAACAGGAAGAUUUUCUCCCAACUGAACAAGACAUUCUCAGGGCUAGGGCACCGACAACGGGCAUUUUAGAGUAUCCGUUCGAUUUGGAUAGCAUCAUCUUUAGGAUGGUAGACGUCGGCGGACAAAGAUCUGAGAGAAGGAAAUGGAUCCACUGUUUCGAGAAUGUGACAUCAAUCAUCUUCUUGGUUGCACUGUCGGAGUACGAUCAGAUUCUGUUCGAAUCGGAAAACGAGAAUCGAAUGGAAGAAUCGAAAGCUUUAUUUAAGACCAUUAUUACGUACCCAUGGUUCCAACAUUCGUCGGUGAUUCUGUUCUUGAACAAAAAGGAUUUGCUGGAGGAAAAGAUCAUGUAUUCACACUUGGUAGAUUACUUUCCCGAGUACGAUGGACCACAGCGAGAUGCAAUAGCUGCCAGAGAAUUUAUACUUCGCAUGUUUGUAGACUUAAAUCCCGAUUCGGAGAAAAUAAUUUAUUCACAUUUCACUUGUGCGACAGAUACGGAAAAUAUCCGGUUUGUGUUCGCCGCCGUCAAGGACACGAUACUUCAGUCUAACCUAAAGGAGUACAAUCUGGUCUGAACUCGGCGUGGCAACACAGUGCUUGCUUGCCAUUGGCACCGGCGUUUCGGUACCGGCUACAAACAGCAGCAUGCGUAAUGGUGAACGAUCGCUGGCGAUGAUCUCGUUAACGUCAAAGGUGUGGUAUCCCUGUCAUCAUUAUUAUUCGCCUUUGGUGCCAUCCCUACCGGAACUCUAGCAUCAUUGUUACCAACCAAACCAACAAACAAACAAUUACUACAUCUGUGCGCGGAUCAGUGUCCCAUAACCCCAAGCGGAAGCAGCGGAAGCAGCAGCAGCGGCAUCAUCAUCAUGGACGGCCGCCAUCCGCUGGCAGCAGGGUUGGAUUAAAGUGUAACCCCGGGGGGACAGCAAUUUCCUUUUGCGACAACAUCGUCGUCACUCACAUCACAACACGAUCGCGCAAUCAUCGAUCAUUCAUCGUUCAAGUACACGUGUAGCGUAGUAGCGCGUAGCCAGCAGUAAUUUAAAACCCGCCAAAAAGGGGAAACCAACCAUCCAACAUUCUUCGGAACACUCUUUCCACGGCAGCAGUGAGCGCGGUGAAAAAUGCGGCGCCCACAACAGUGGUCCAGCUAUUUGCUUUUUUGUUUUUACUGACUUUGACCCAUUAUUAGCUAAAUGUCCGAUCUGUCAGACCUUACGCGGGGGGGGGGGGGGGGGGGGGGGGUGCGAGUGCAGGGGGAGGCGGCGACCAGACCAGACCAGAGUUUCAUGCUGCACAGUCGCUCUUUCUCUCGCAUGGGGUACGGAACGUAUUAUGUGUUCGGCUGGCUGGCCAUUAUGUUGUGCAGAAGGAAGGAAAGCGCACUCAAAUUGAAUCGAUAUCGUUGGCUUCGAUGUUUGCUUCUUACCUUCCCGCCCGUUUUUUUUCGAGUACAGCUGGACAGCAACACCCCCCCUUUCCCACGCAUCAUCCACACCGGCAUAUUGAACAUUAAACAAAACCGAACAUACCUUUUUAUUAUUCUUCGUAGCGCGCGAGCAAGAAAACAAGCGACACAAAAUGCGAACCAUUGACUGUUGAGUGUAUAAAUAGUAAUAUAACGUGAUCUGCAAAACCACACAAACCACACACACACACCAGACCAAAUUGUGUUACCAUCCCACAAUAAUGUUUUGCCCGCUCUGUCUGUCGUGGCCACCACUCCAUUAGCAGCGCAGCAGGCGAACGGCCGAACCGUUUGCCCCGCACCGUGCUGCUUCAUUCGAGACGCAUCGCUUGAUGAGAGUGGGUGUUAGUGUAACAAUUGGUGAUUAUCCAUUAUCCUGUUAAAGUAGUGUACUAUCUGUAUAGAUUUGCUGUAUAUUAUUAAUUAUCUGGACCCCCUCCUGCCCUUCUUUGCUUAUUUAAUAAUACCGCCAAACGUUAAGAAAAAAACGAUCACGGACUGCAUUCAGUUGAUGAAGCCAGCUUCUUGCCACCACCACCACCAACACUCACCAAUAAUAGGACAAUUGUGUUUCGAUGUGCAUUUUGCUGUUGUUGUUGUUGCUGGUUGGUUGUCUUAGCUUCCCAAUUUCUAAGUCACUCGCAGGAUCAUGGGAAAAAAGGGCUUUCUUUUUUAUUAUUUGUUUAAUCGAUUCAUUGGAAGUGCAUGCUCGCCGUACGUGCUCCGUUUGUGCUGUGUUAUGCUGUGUUGCCCUCGACAAUGAAACCGCAUUCGAAGGCCCAAAAGCAAAGGCCUUUUGUUUGCGUCCGUUGUGGAAGGUGCCCAGAUUCAUUAUGAUAUUUAUUGUCCGUUAAACGUUAAAAUGUAGCCGCACGAUUCGUUUCGCUUAUCACGCUCAUCUCGCACUUGCGCACUUCUUCCAGUGAGAGGCCAAGGAAGCAAGGUAUGGUUUUUUUCGUUACGAUUUUGGCCGAAUUGCAAUUGAAACGCGAAAUAUUAUUCCAACCCUAAAGCUAAUAAAUCGACACACACACACGCACACACACAUACAGACACAAAGUCGAAUGCCCCCCCCCCCUCCACAAAGAGGAUUACUAUAAACUAACAAUACGCGGUGUGUGUGUGUGUGUGUGCGAUUCGGACAAACAAAUAACUCGAAAAUUAAGUGGUGUAGUAAUCCCUCUUCGCUUAAGUUAUUUGCAUUUAGGUGUCGUUGAGUGAGAAAGAGAGAGAGAGAGAGAGAGAGAGAGAGAGAGAGAGAGAGAGAGAGAGAGAGAGCGAGCGAGAAGAGGAGCGCGAGUAUUUUAACGCGCGCUUGAUUGAAUAUUAAGGUAAUACAAUCUGCAUUGGACUGUGAAUUACAAAACAAAAACGGGAAAUAGAAGAAAAAAGCAUAAAAUAAAACAGUAAGCAAUCAUUUAAAACUCAAACACCCCCGCCCCCCCCCCCCCCCCCCCCCCCAGGGACAGCCAGUCAGCCAGCCAGCCAGCCAGCCAGCCAGCCAUACUAGUGAAUAAGGAGCAAGGGGGGCCGGCACUAUGUUGAUGGCCGUUUGGUGGAUGAACGAAUUACCGAUACCAGUUCGCUUUUCAUAUCAUGAUUUUGUGAUGAUUUUGUGCAGGAUAUCCUCCACCGUCUCCCCAACAAACACAAACACACACACGCACAAACUAUUUGAAUGUGAUUAUUGCUUUCCGAGGCGCGAGUUGGAACUCUCACUUAAGCUUGGCCAGCAGAAGCAGGUUGAACAUAGUUUGCUUUCUGAAAGCAUUAUCCGCUCUUAGGUUGAGAUUCUAAUUUGAACAAAGAAACAGGCGUCUGUCCAGCCAAGGGUGUAGGCUGUUUUUGUUUUGUAUUGUUUUGUUUUUUCGUUUAGUCGUCGUUAUUACGUUAUUCGCGCCGCUUGGUUCGAGCUUUAGCUUAAGUGUUUGUCCUCAGUUUCGAUACAGCCAACCUCCCCGUUCGCUUAGGUACAGUAAGGGUCUGCAAUAGAAAGUAGCGGGGAACAACAACCGAACAAAACGAUCGGCCAAUCAUUAUCGGCCCACCCUGAUGCUAGUACGUACUCUAGGGCACACUAUUCGAAUGGUUACCUUAUCUGUAUCAGUUGUUGUUGUUGUCCACCAGCCUCAUUACACACACACAUAUACAGCUCGCGGCAAUGUGAAUGUGACAACCAACAGCUAAUCUAACCCUUAAGUUAACUUAACGCGCGUUGUUUCCGGCUCGAACUUAACCGAUGCCGUCGCCGACUCCUAAUCUUUCUUCUAGCAAGUAGGGCUUCGAGCACACAAAAAUCCCCUUAUUACUGGUGUCCAAUAAAUAAGCUAAAGUAGAACCCGCCCUUUUUCCCGGAGUGUGCGGUUUUCUAAAGAAACAAUUGGUGGUGAUAAGUUUUUUAUUUUGCAUCCUACCGCUCACGCGCUCUUCGCCAGAUCAAACGAGACAAGUUAGUCAUACCACAGCACGGGUUCAUGGUUGGGUCUCAUACUCCAUUAAAUUAUGCCUCAGGUUGUACUGGCCCAACUCAACACACAUAAUAGCAGCGGUGGUAGGGCAAGGUUGUAUUAGCCUUUUCGGUUUUCGGUUCGGUGUCUACAGCAUCCAGGGGGGGUAGAGUUGCAGAAACAAAAAGAAAAAAAAAACUCCUCUUCCAGACAAACAUCAUGAACGCCGUUUCGGAAUUGAUGUAACCAAAAACCAACAGAGACGGCAUGCAACACACACACUGCAAAUUGUGAUCACACCUGGUCUGUAUUACGGAAUUCAACUGCAGGCCACCACAACAGCAACAACAAACACUUUGGAACAACUUUUAUCCCAAAAAUGGAGAACCAAAGUCGUCAUGUUUAGAUAGUUAGAAAAAUGGAUUCUUUCGCAACUGUGGGUGUGUGUGUGUGUGUGUGUUUGCGUGAUCGCGCGCGCGGUAUUUUAAGUUAAUUGUCUGCUGUCUUAUAGGUUCGGUUCGAAGGAUACGAUUGAUAAGCAGUGAGUCCGAAUUUAAUGUCCAAUUUUUACACACACACACACACAAGCGUACAUACAACACUAACAAAAAGCAGGCGGCAGCAAACAGGAGAAGGAAUGUGCCAACAAAGUAAAAGUCCCAAAACAAAAGCUUCACUUAAUAAGUUGCCUGCACUCCCCCCCCCCCCCCCCCCCCCUCUGGCCUGUCUCUGAUCGGACGCUCGAUCGAGUAACAAAUUCCGGCAUGCGGGGCUUAAUCUGUUCCCGCUCCGGUAUCGAUCGUGCUCGCCCGCGUGUUCGAUCGUUUUGAGUUGUCCCGCAAUACGCAUGGGAUGCUGCCCAUUUUGUGGCAUUUUGUGGCCGCCGAGGAAUGCUUUUUUUCCGCAAAUCUUACAUGCGUCUCAAUCUUUCCACUUUCUUCCCUCUUGCUCAUCCGCUGUACGAUCGCUCACGCCCUUUUAAAAACAUUCAUCCACAUACUGUUGUGCCAUUUUCAAACUAUUUUUUGAUUUUCUCAACAAAAAAAAAGAAAAUAAAAAUCAACAUCGCAUCACCAACCCACUUCAUGCAGCAGCAGCAGCAGUGUAGCUGAAACAAAUGCAAAAGAGAAAAGAAAAAACCAUUUAAAAUUUAAAAGAAGAAAAAAUGUGAUUCAAAAUUAAUGCGUGUGUGUAUGCUCCAAUUGUCACGCCAAAACAGAAACAAAAAAAAAAAGCUACGAAAAGCUACGAGAGCGGACAGUAAUAAUAUUCCUCCCCCCCCCCCCCCCCCCCAACCCCCUUUCGGAGCUAAAAGAGAGAACACACACGCACACGUGGUAGAAAGAACCGGGGGGGGAAGGCAGGCAAGCAUCACGAAUCACUAAAAGCGGGUAAAAUAAAGCAAGUGAGAUCGUGCGAGAGAUCACGCGGAAAACAUAAGCGCAGCAGAAAAGCACGGGCGGACGGCAAGUGAAUACUAAGUAAAACUAUUAUGAUUAUCCCGCUUAAGGACAGCACUAGCACCACCAGCCGCCACACACACCACACAAAAUGCGCCAGCGACGAGGACAAAAUUGCGCCAUUGAGGAGAUCUUCGAUCGGUCGGAUUAGGAAAAAAGGUUAUGCGCAUAUGAGCAUCAUUCGGAUCUCUAUCUCUCUCUCUCUCUCUGUCUGUCUCUCUACCCGUGGUUAGAGAACGUUACAUGUAAUAAUGAAUAGAUAAGAGGCAGUAGCCGGCAGCAGCACAGAUAACCACAUCCAUCGCCAGGAGAUGAUGUGUUGCAUGCCACACCGGCGGAUGCACUGUGUACAUAUAUACAUAUAUGUGUGCAUGAGCGUGCGAGGAAGAGGUGCAUUAACCCAAAAAAAAAACAAAACAAAAAAA
This is a messenger RNA of Anopheles stephensi (Asian malaria mosquito), 8161 nucleotides long. It is a transcript of the gene Galphaq, whose product is annotated as guanine nucleotide-binding protein G(q) subunit alpha. Gene Ontology annotation, biological process: phospholipase C-activating dopamine receptor signaling pathway; adenylate cyclase-modulating G protein-coupled receptor signaling pathway. The transcript is spliced from 9 exons. Gene Ontology annotation, cellular component: heterotrimeric G-protein complex. NCBI's taxonomy places the organism in Eukaryota, Metazoa, Arthropoda, Insecta, Diptera, Culicidae. Bases 1875 to 2936 code for a protein of 353 amino acids. Gene Ontology annotation, molecular function: G-protein beta/gamma-subunit complex binding; GTPase activity; G protein-coupled receptor binding. The record is from RefSeq and is a predicted model, not a curated record.